Messenger RNA from Monopterus albus (swamp eel), 2444 nucleotides. RefSeq names its product progesterone receptor membrane component 1 (gene pgrmc1). Gene Ontology annotation, cellular component: membrane; endomembrane system; endoplasmic reticulum. NCBI's taxonomy places the organism in Eukaryota, Metazoa, Chordata, Actinopteri, Synbranchiformes, Synbranchidae. The record is from RefSeq and is a predicted model, not a curated record. The coding region runs from base 39 to 635 and encodes 198 amino acids. The transcript has 3 exons.
CGUUUCCUGUGGCUGCAGCAGGGAUUGGUUCGGGAUUCAUGAAGUCUAGCAGCUCCAGUGGAGACACGCACGGAGAGAGAGACGUAAACAUGGCUGAGUCCGAGGGAAGUGAGACAACGUAUGGUGGAAUAUUUCAGGAGAUAUUCACCUCCCCGCUUAAUCUGACCCUGUUAAGCCUCUGUUUGUUCCUCCUAUAUAAAAUCUUCCGCGGGAACAAAGGACCAGAUCUCAGCGAGGUGGAAGAGCUGCUGCCCAAACUGAAAAAGAGAGAUUUUACACUAGAAGAGUUGAAGCCCUACGAUGGAGUUCAGAAUCCAAGGAUCCUCAUGGCUAUCAACGGAAAAGUGUUCGAUGUGACCAGAGGAAAGAAGUUUUACGGGCCAGAGGGGCCAUAUGGAGUGUUUGGAGGCAGGGAUGCAUCCAGAGGUCUGGCUACCUUCUGCCUGGAUAAGGAGGCCCUGAAAGAUGAACACGACGACCUGUCCGACCUGAACUCCAUGCAGAGGGAGAGCCUCUCUGAGUGGGAGACUCAGUUCACCUUUAAGUAUGACUACGUGGGCAAGCUUCUGAAACCAGGAGAGGAGCACACAGAGUACACAGAUGACGAGGAAGGAAAAGACAAAAAGGAAAACUAGAGCAUGAAACAUGACCAAGAGGAGGAAAAUGAUAGAUGCCUUAAUGUUUGUUUGUAAUUUGAUGAUGUUGCUUCCUGUUGGGGCCAUUCAGUGAAAACACCUCUGUUUUCUGCAUGCAUUCUAGUAUUCUUGGAUCAUCACAAUCCUGAAGUUGACUUAAAUCCACACGGUAUAUAAAGGUUUGAUGGCAUUACCACAUUCUGAUGUAGAGCUGUGUAGUGUUGGUUGAGUUUAGAUGAUUUACUGUAAACUUACAAAUGGGUCAUUAGAUUGUUGUGUAGAAUCGAGAGCCAGUUCCCACACUUUACAGAUCUGCUGAUGGUGUCCUAUAGGUUGAGGCUACUCGGUCAUUUAAAGAAGGAGAUCAGCUUUGUCCAGCUCACCUCAGUAACAGCCUGCCAAAUCGGUUCGAUAAUCCAGGUUGCACACUUUGUUCAAAUUGCUUCUGUUUUACUGUACACAUUUCUUUCAUCCAUAGUUUGACUCUGAUUGCUUUAAAAUUAAUUAUCUCAGGAAGUAGUUUCAUUCCAAAUUAAAGCUACAGUAUGUAACUGCUUUAUAAUAUUUUUAGUAGAUUUAUCUUAAAUUGGAGACGUGAAGUCAAACACUUCUGUCACGCAGACUGCUGGAACAGCCUGGCAGCAGUGCAGAAACCAUUCCCUCGUUUUGAGCAAGACCUGCCUUUCCAACCAAUCAGAGAAAGCCAGAAUCGGGUGAGAGUCAGUACAUGAACUUGCUUCUGACAAAACAAGUAAAUUCCAUAGAUUUGGUGAAAGAAACUAAAAAAUCUGUAGCCCUCAUUCAUGUUUAGUGGGGGUUUUAUUGUUAGCAGUUGUGGUUCAUUACAUUGUGCAGAGAAAAUGUGCCAGAAAGUUCAAAGUACAGAGAACUAUUUGUCCCAACCUUUUGGCACACAGCCACAUUUGCAGUGUUUGUCAUGAACAAAUCGACAGGAAAGUAAUGAUUAAACCCCAGUUCUGCCUGAAUUUGAAGGCAUUUUUUUCCAAACUCAGCUAGAGAAUGGAAGAAGUUAUUGUUUCUAACCGCUGUUUAAUAGUUAAAACUUCGACUGCCAAUCGCCACACAUUGCAGCACUAUUUUACAGUUCAGAUUAGAGUUUAGGCUAAAGAAAAAAAAUUGUCUUCUGUAAUUCCUGCAGAUAUUUUGUUUGCAAGGAAACCUUUUACUGUUGCUCACCUAUAUUCCUGAAUCUAUGUAGAAGAUAAUGCUUUUCUGAUUGUAAAAAAUAUUCUGUAUUAAAUAAUGCAAUAUUUUUCUUUGCCACCAGCAUCCUUGUAAAAACUUGCAAGAUUGGCCACUUUCUAUUCAGUGAGGGAACAUUUUCAGUAUGCAUGUACAUACAUUAACUAAAUGUCAUAAGAUAUAUCAUACUGUUAACAUCUUGAAUGACAUUUUGAUUAAAUUUUAAAGUGUGAAAUUGAGGCUUGUCAGGCUGUUUAUAGUGUCAGUAUCUUUAGAAGAAUUUAAUUGACUAUUUUGGAACAUUUUAAAGUGAAAUUAAAUGACUUGUUGAUUCAAAUAAAGAUUUAUUGAACAACACUAUAUUCCAAUAUAACGUGCAGUGAAUUUACCAACAAAUAAACUGAAUCUAACUUUUCUUCAAUUUAACUGAUGCUUGAUGAAAUAACAUGCUGUAGUUUACUUAAAUAUUCUAUGUACUGUGAACUAUAACAAACUGGCCUGUGUAUGAAGAAGAAUAAGUAUAAUAAUACUUGCAUUGUGUGUGUUGGAUUUGUCACAGUUAAAGCAUGAAUUUUAAAAUGUGCUUUAAGAGGCAUCUACCACUGA